GUGCGGAGUUCGAACUCAGAGUUCUUAUAAUCUCAGUGUUUGAGAACUAAAAUCAGUGUGUUGGAUUUAUUCUGCAUAUACCACGUUCAUUCACAAUUUACACAAGACGCGGCGCUUACUGGCUUUAUUAAAAAAAAGAGGCUGAUUAUAGUGAAUUUACGCAGGAAACCAGAUGUCAUAAAUUAAGAAGAAGAAGAACCACGUGUCUUUACUUCGCUCUUUUUAGUGUGCCUUUAUUCAUCACCUUUUUGCUUCUUUAUCAGAGAAAAUAUGACAUCCCAUUAUCAACCUUUAUAUAGCGAGAGUUGUAGUCGAUAUCCCUAUGUCGGCAGAGUAUCCGUAGGAGAGGAGGGUAAUGUUGACUUCAUCUAUCAAUUUGCGAAGAAGAGAUUUGUUUCCAAGAACCAUCAGAAUAUUAGCAUAUUCCAUACUGCCCCUGACAUAAUUGGACCACCCAAAUUUCAAAACUAUGGAGAACUAUUUCAUUUACCAUUUCUUUAUGAAAACAUGUUGAGAUACUAUAGCCGUAUCGAUAUUUCGAUAUCUCCAUGGCAAAACAAAGAUAUUUGUGAUGGGGCUGAGUCUAUUUGGCAAUGGAAUCAGACGGAGGAAAAUAAUUAUAUGUAUAUCGAGUUUCAUGAAGCUGUGUAUCCAAUCAGAGUCUGUAUUUACGAAAUACAUCAUCCUGGAAACGUAAUUCAAAUUUCGGCUCAAGAUUCCAAUAAUCACUGGAUUCAGUUGUGGGAUGAAUCGUCUCAGAUUGUACCCCCAAAAUCAAGAUUAUUUUCUCCACCCUUGUCGCAUCAGUGUAACUUUAAAACCAAAAUGCUCAGACUAACAUUUAAAAACAGUUCACGUUUCUUUUACACAAAGCUAGAUGCUGUGAUGCUCAUCGGUACAUCAGAAUUGAUCCUGUCUAGAAAUCCUAACGAGAGUUUAACUAAUCUGUUAAAAAGAAUUAACAGGAUGUACUCUCCAUACCAGCAUGACGAUGCUCAUAAUUUAACAGCAGAUUUAAAAAGUGCACACUUGGAUAUAGUUCAUCUGCAACAGAAUUUUCCCGAAUAUUGUAUUAUUUAUAAAAGGGGAUGCUGGAGUGACGGCCGAACUUUCUCUAUGUCGAUAAUGUCAACAUUUUUAAUUUUGAUACAUUUCCUGUAUCUGUCUUUCACGAUUCUUCACGAUUUCUUCCAAGCCCAGAAUUUUUUUCCAGGCUUUCAAUCUCAAUUUCAAAGCGAUAUAAGAAGGAUUUCUUAUAAGAAUAAUUUGAAGCAAAAAAUAUCUCAGGAAGUAAUCCCUUGUUAUGAGCAACCUCUUGGAUGGAGAUAUUCGCGUCGUAUUUUAUUAAAAAGUCCUUCAAAUUAUGCAAAGCGUAUGAAACUCUCUUCGGAUGAAUCCAAGGACCUAUCACGUUGCAAUUUAUUGGCGCUUCCGAAUGAAAUACUACUAAAAAUAUUAAACUACUUAGAUCUGACGACGUUAUGCUGCAUGAGUUAUGUAGAUGAACGCUUCAAUAAAUUAAUACGGGACCCUCUACUCUAUGUGCGUUUGAACAUACGAUGCGUUAAAUUUCACACAUAUAUGCGCGAUAUAUUUUGUUACUUUACAUCUAGAUGUGAAUAUUUGCGACAAUUGGAUCUUACAGAAAGCAACUUUGAUGUUAAUGAUUUCGUAAACUUUCUUGAUAAUUGCGGCAGAAAUUUAACGCACUUAAGACUGUAUGCCUGCAAAUCUGUUAACAGUCAUGCCCUACUUAAAACUUCAGAAAUAUGCAAAAAAUUGAAAGAAUUGGAUCUAAGUUAUUGUGAACUCAUAGACGACGAAGGAUUUUCGUACCUCGAGAAGCUGGAAAGUUUGGAACGUUUAUACCUUUGUGGUACACGUAUAAAAGCUCAACAACUUUGCAAAAUACUGCAAAAAAAUCAACGGAUGCGUGAGUUAGGUUCCGGUAUGGUUAUAAACGAAGAAGCAGUUGUACUAGAGUUGGGAAAUUCGUGUCGUGGCUUGGAAGUAAUACAUUUACUGCAUCCACGUUAUCUUACACCUCAUGGUAUUAGUGCCCUCGCUAACUGUAAGAAUUUACGAAAAGUGCAUCUUGUUUUUGCGGAGUAUGUUUACAGAUUCGAUUAUUCAGACAGCUUAUUUAAAUUACUUUCCUCUUAUCAAAACUUACAAGAAAUUUAUAUUUUAUUUGCUGCCCUCACUGAUCACCAGUUGGAAUUACUAGCACAGUGCAAAAACUUGAAAAAGUUAUUUUUUCAUCUUGUGAAAUUUCAUACACCUAAUAAAUAUUCUGUUAUUUUUGAACAAUGUCCUAAACUGCAAGAGUUUUGUUUCAUACACUGUGACAUAAGCGAUCAAUUGGUUAAUCAGUGGAAGCAGAGAUAUCCGCAUGUGUCCGUCUAUACAUACGACGGAUAAUUUGAAUAGUUUUUGUUUACUAGUUUAGGACAUAUUAAUUUA
This is a messenger RNA of Temnothorax curvispinosus, 2463 nucleotides long. Its product is annotated as F-box/LRR-repeat protein 4-like. Bases 271 to 2421 code for a protein of 716 amino acids. The record is from RefSeq and is a predicted model, not a curated record. Gene Ontology annotation, biological process: SCF-dependent proteasomal ubiquitin-dependent protein catabolic process. Lineage: Eukaryota; Metazoa; Arthropoda; Insecta; Hymenoptera; Formicidae. Gene Ontology annotation, molecular function: protein binding. Gene Ontology annotation, cellular component: SCF ubiquitin ligase complex. The transcript is spliced from 9 exons.